AUGUCUUUCUACACGUCCCUCAAGACGCCGUUCGCGCUCCUCACGCACAUCAUCGCCUAUGUCGUGUUUAUCCUCUCCAUCGUCCAGAUCUGCAAGCACAAGGACAUGUACGGCCAGCGCGUGGACAACUACGUGCCGGCCAUCGUCGCGAUCCUCGUCAUGAGCACCCUCCAAACCCUCUACCACGUCGGGUACUGGCUGUGCGCGAAGCGCACAUCGUACAGCAUCGCCAAGGUGCUCAUCGCGCUCGCCUUUUUCGCGUGCUUCAACUUCGGCGCCGUUGUCGCCCUCACCGUCCAGCGCCACGACUUCUGCAACCAGCCCCUCCCGGAGGGCCACUACGUCACCGGCGCCGCGUACACGUUCAUGGACUGCCAAGGCACGAUCCGCGGCAUGAUGGGCAUGACUUGGGCCUUGUUUGGCAUGGACCUCUUCUACAUCAUCUACCUCGGCGUGCUUACCCGCUACGCUGACAACGGUGCGGCGACGCCCGUCGGCCUCGUUGGCGAGGUCAACAAGGUCGCUGAGGACGAGGAGAAGGCUCCCGUCCACUAG
Molecule: messenger RNA, 555 nt
Organism: Cutaneotrichosporon oleaginosum
Lineage: Eukaryota; Fungi; Basidiomycota; Tremellomycetes; Trichosporonales; Trichosporonaceae
Source: RefSeq, a predicted model, not a curated record